Messenger RNA from Saimiri boliviensis boliviensis (Bolivian squirrel monkey), 1511 nucleotides. The record is from RefSeq and is a predicted model, not a curated record. Lineage: Eukaryota; Metazoa; Chordata; Mammalia; Primates; Cebidae.
UCCCCCAAUCCCAAACAAUUCAAUUUCAGAAAAGAAUUUAGGGACUGUGGUAAAAUAGCAUCUCUAAGCUUGCUACUGCAAGAUGAUGCUCAGGUUUUCGAUGUGCAAAGGAAAUGAUGAAGGAGCCACCUCUAUGUUGGGGACAACAGUGUGCGUCUAGAGUCUCCAAUGCCUUGGGACCCAUCAUGAGAAGGAAGUGGUGGGCAUGGAAUAAGUGUUUUGCAAUGGAACAAAUAUGGUUGCUGCUGCUUCUAACAAUUAGAGUGCUUCCAGGGUCUGCUCAGUUCAAUGGCUACAACUGUGAUGCCAACCUCCACAGUAGAUUUCCUGCUGAAAGAGACAUCAGUGUCUAUUGUGGGGUGCAGGCCAUUACGAUGAAGAUUAACUUUUGCACGGUACUUUUCUCGGGUUACUCGGAAACAGAUCUGGCACUGAAUGGAAGGCAUGGGGACUCCCACUGCAGAGGGUUCAUCAAUAACAACACCUUUCCAGCAGUGGUCAUUUUUAUCAUCAAUCUCAGCACCUUGGAGGGCUGUGGAAACAACUUGGUGGUAUCCACAAUUUCUGGAGUCAGUGCUUAUGGAAAUGCAACUUCAGUACAAAUAGGAAAUAUUUCAGGAUACAUUGAUACUCCAGACCCACCAACAAUCAUCAGCUAUCUACCUGGGCUUCUUUACAAAUUUAGCUGUAGUUAUCCAUUGGAAUACCUGGUUAAUAAUACCCAGCUUGCUUCGUCCUCAGCUGCUAUUUCUGUGAAAGAGAACAAUGGUACCUUUGUCAGCACCUUGAACCUUCUCCUUUAUAAUGAUUCAACCUACAAUCAGCAGUUAAUUAUCCCCAGUAUAGGAUUACCUUUGAAAACCAAAGUAUUUGCAGCUGUACAAGCCACUAAUCUGGAUGGCAGAUGGAAUGUUUUAAUGGAUUAUUGCUACACAACCCCAUCAGGAAACCCAAAUGAUGACAUUCGAUAUGACCUCUUCCUUAGCUGUGACAAAGAUCCUCAGACCACCGUCAUUGAGAAUGGCCGAAGCCAGCGGGGCCGGUUUUCAUUUGAAGUGUUCCGAUUUGUGAAACACAAGAAUCAGAAAAUGUCCACUGUGUUCCUGCACUGUGUUACCAAGCUCUGCAGAGCAGAUGACUGCCCCUUCCUUAUGCCGAUCUGCAGCCACAGAGAGAGGAGAGACGCUGGCAGGAGGACGACUCGGAGCCCCCAGGGCCCUUCGGGCAGCGCGGUGCUCUCUGCGGGCCCCAUCAUCACGCGCAGCGAUGAGACUCCAACCAACAAUUCACAACUUGGAUUUCCAAGUGUGCCUCCUUUCCAGCUGAACGCCAUCACCAGUGCACUGAUAUCAGGAAUCGUCAUUCUGGGAGCUACAAGCUUUUCUCUUCUUCUAUGCUCACUGGCCCUUCUGCACAGGAAGGGACCCACCAGUUUAGUGUUGAAUGGCAUAAGAAACCCAGUCUUUGACUGACGGUAACAGGUCCUUGCUCUCUGGAGAAGGCUUCACUGA